AUGAGUGGCAGCCAGGACGACCUCAAGCGACUGUUCGAGCAGUGCUCCCGGGCGCCGCCGAAGAAGGCUGUGGACGCUGAUCACUUGGCAGCUUUUGCAGCCUUUGACGAUCUCCUCAAACCCCCCGAGGAGGUGGAGCCAGCAGUGCGGCCACCUGAAGGACACAGCAGAGGUCCAGGAGGAGGUUUUGCAGGAGACCUUCUUAGUGACGCUCCAUCGACCUCGGUGGCGAGGAUUCCCGCUCAAGCACAGCCGGAGACCACCGAGGCUGCAGCGCAAUCAAACGGUCAGAUCGGUUCUGGUCCGGCCAUGUUCUUCAUAGGAGACGACCCACAAGAAGAAGCACCAGACUUCGCGGCUUUGGCUGCCGCUGGUGGUGGUGGUGGUGGCGGGGCCGAGCCCCGGCUAACUCCACGGAGGGUCGAACAGCUCAUGUCCAACGGCACGGGCAGCAACUUGACUCCGCAGCAGCUGGAAAGACUGUCGCCACAGGAGCUUCUACAGCUUCAAGCGAUGAUCUCCAGCGCGUUGCAGGCAAGAGCCCCGCCUCAGCCCGUAUCUUCCAUGCGGGGCCCCGCACCCGCCCCUUGGCAAGCAACGGCUUACAGGCCUGCAGAUCGCAUUGCAUCCUUCGAUCUAGCGCAGAAAGAUCCUGAGCAACAAGCUCCGUUCGGCGAGCUUCUGGACAUGUUCCAGAAGAAGAACACUUUGGGUCCAAGCUGA
Symbiodinium sp. CCMP2592 is the source of this 723-nucleotide messenger RNA. The record is from the annotation of a GenBank genome assembly. Lineage: Eukaryota; Dinophyceae; Suessiales; Symbiodiniaceae.